Molecule: messenger RNA, 1943 nt
Organism: Drosophila navojoa
Lineage: Eukaryota; Metazoa; Arthropoda; Insecta; Diptera; Drosophilidae
Gene: Cdc45
Product: cell division cycle protein 45
Biological process (GO): mitotic DNA replication preinitiation complex assembly; double-strand break repair via break-induced replication; DNA replication initiation
Cellular component (GO): DNA replication preinitiation complex
Molecular function (GO): DNA replication origin binding; single-stranded DNA binding; chromatin binding
Source: RefSeq, a predicted model, not a curated record
UAUAAUUUGUUAUAGUUUUUUUUUUUUUUUUUGUGUCUCUGUACCGAUCGAUUUGUUACUAAAGCCUCGCGCUGGGGGUAUAUUGUGCGCGCAGCAAACAUGUUCAUACAGGACUUGAAGAAUGACUUUUAUAGACAACUGAUAGGCAAGCGUAUUUUGAUUAUUGUCAACUAUGACGUCGACGCGAUCUGCGCCAGCAAAAUCCUGCAGUCGCUCUUCAAAUAUGAUCACAUGCUCUACACUGUGGUGCCCAUAAUGGGCGUGACGGGAUUGAAGCGCGCCUACUCGGAGCACCAGAGCGACGUUAAGUAUGUGCUGCUGAUCAAUUGCGGCGGAUGUGUAGACAUUGUGGAGCUGCUGCAGCCAGCGGAGGAUGUCACCUUCUACAUCUGCGACUCUCAUCGACCGCUGGACGUUUGCAAUGUCUACAGCGAUCGACAGGUAUGCAUUCUGGGUGAUCCAGCUCUGGAGGAAAACAUACCAGGAUUUGACAGCAUAUUCUACGAUUCGGACGGUGAGGAUGACGACGAGGACGACGACGAUGAGGAUGAGGAUGCGAAUGGUGAUAGCGGCGCAGGCGAAUCUGAUGACGGCAAUGGCGACGGCGAUAGCUCCGAGAGGGUACGCGCUCCCAAGCUCAGCCGAAUGCAGAAACAUGAGCAACGCAUUCUGCGCCAGAGAGCCAGACGUCAAUGGGAAUCGGAGCGGGAUCGCAUCAUGUUCGACUACACACAAUUCAGCUAUUAUGGCCGAUCGACGGCGCUGUACAUUUUUGAGCUGGCCUGGAAGCUGUCCAAGGACAACAUGGAUCUGCUCUGGUGGGCAAUAGUCGGCAUCACUGAGCAGCUGCUGCUGGGCAAGAUCGAGAGCGCCGCCUACACACUCGAGCUGGAGAACAUACAGUCGCACGUGUCGCGCCUCACCAACAAGACGAACGAUCAGAACACAAUGAGUGCAUCGAAAAUCAGCUUCGAGAACGACUUACAUCUGGUGCUCUACAGACACUGGACGGUAACCGAGUCCAUGCGCUACUCUCGCUAUUCCGCCUGUAAGCUCAAGCUGUGGACCCUGAGGGGUGAGAAGCGUCUCCAUGAGCUGCUGGUCGAGAUGGGCCUACCGCUGGUGCAUGCGCGACAAACGUACAGCGCCAUGGACUUGAUUUUGCGCAAAGAGUUCUACUCCAUGGUGGAGCAGCUGGCCGAAAAAUAUGGCAUACCCGACAUCGUCUAUGGCACCUUUACGCUCAGCUAUGGCUAUCGUAGUCGGUAUGCAGCGGCCGACUAUGUCUACGCGCUGCUGGCCAUUCUGCAGUCGGUGAAGAAGCAUAAGACGCCAGAGGAUUGCUUUAUGGAGGCAUCCGAUGCACUGUCGCGCCAGCACAAACAGCUGCUCAACGUGGGCAUCGACAAUGCCAAGCUGCUGCAUGCUGCCAUCUUCCGGCAGGUGCAGAGCUGCCUGGAGGCGCAUCAGGUACACUCGACUGGCUCCUUCUUUUACUAUGUGCUGCAGGAGGAGCAUGCGUUCUUCUCGUAUCCAUAUGCACUGGCGCUGCUGGCCAAAUUCGUGCUGCAUGGCCAUGUGGCCACGACGAGAGUGCGUCAAGCUCCGGAUCUGCCACUGAUUGCCACCUGUCCACUGGAUGCGUCGCAGGGCAUGUGCCUGCUGGUGGGCAUUGCGCCGGUGCGCGAGGAUUCCCCAAAGAACUUCUUCGGCAAGGCUUUCGAUCAGGCGGCACAGAAGAGCAAGACGAACCUACUCCAAGAUUUCUUUGAACCGUCCAUUGUGCAACUGCGCCAGAGCGACUUGACCCGAUUUCUAGAUGCGUUGACCGUGCUUCUGACCUAGGCACAAAUGCGCCACCCCACAAAUAUAGCCUAGUUUAGCCCCUAAGACAGUAUAUCCAUCUAACGUAACCCCAGACCAGAACUAAUUUAAGAUAAUCU